AUGGAAUGUUUUCGACAGAUCUUUCGGUGCAUCAAAGCACCAUUCAGGCGUGAAAAGCCGCGAGGGCUUGAAAUUGGACACCCUACCAACUUCCGAAAGGAAGAACUGCCUGCCUGCUUCUCGGAUGCCGAGUCAGUUCUCUCGCCCAGCCAGGCUCAAGCCGAACGCCCAAUUCUGACCAAAGAACUACAGCACAUUGACGUCUCAGGACAGCCACGAAGCAACGAUCGAGAAGACCGAGACGACGAUCGAGACAGUCGCCUGUCAAGUGUCCCCCAAGGGGAAGAUCCAGAGCCACGUUCGACGGAUGAGCAUCAAGCUCAUGCCGCUCGCUUCCGAGACCGCAUAAACCCAUCGCGAUGGUUCAAAACGACCAAGGUUGACGUGCCUUGA
Penicillium waksmanii is the source of this 393-nucleotide messenger RNA. RefSeq lists its product as uncharacterized. The transcript is spliced from 2 exons. The record is from RefSeq and is a predicted model, not a curated record. NCBI's taxonomy places the organism in Eukaryota, Fungi, Ascomycota, Eurotiomycetes, Eurotiales, Aspergillaceae. Bases 1 to 393 code for a protein of 130 amino acids.